This is a messenger RNA of Solea senegalensis (Senegalese sole), 2097 nucleotides long. RefSeq names its product adenylate kinase 7b (gene ak7b). Gene Ontology annotation, molecular function: AMP kinase activity; ATP binding. Gene Ontology annotation, biological process: nucleobase-containing compound metabolic process. The transcript is spliced from 18 exons. Lineage: Eukaryota; Metazoa; Chordata; Actinopteri; Pleuronectiformes; Soleidae. Gene Ontology annotation, cellular component: cytoplasm. Bases 21 to 2096 code for a protein of 691 amino acids. The record is from RefSeq and is a predicted model, not a curated record.
CUGUCAACAACACAGUUAACAUGGCGGAGCCGACGAUGGAGGCAGUGGAGUUGGAGCAGUUAACCAAACGAGUUUACAUCAACAACUUAGACUCUUAUUCAUCCAAACACAUCGCCCAGUUCUUGCAUCGACGUUUGGUCGGACCGUGCGUUGACCCUGAUGCUGAGGACGAGAAAGACAAGAGGACAUCUGGAGUUGUGCAGGUUGUAGGAAGUGUUUCUGAGCAGUCUGAUGAGGACAGCCCACACGUGCUGGAGAAAUACUUUGGUCUGAACAGGGACGAGCUUCUCCUUAAACUGAUGGAGUGCGACGUCAUCAUCUAUAACGUCAGCCAGAAUGAGGAUCAGGUGGAAGAAGCCUUGUGGGCAGUUUCAGCUCUUCACAAUGAAAUAGGACAGUUCUCUGAACCAAAGAUGUUCAUCCUCAUUUCCACAGUGAUGACCUGGGCAUGCAGCAAGCCAGAUCCGGAUAAUCCAGAGCGUCCUUUCAAUGACAAGAUGUUUGUCAAAAGAAAACCACAUCCAAACUUCAAGCAACACCUUUACCUGGAGAAGAAAGUGGCCAAAAUGGGCAAAACAGACAGAACAUUGUUCUUGACUUAUGUGGUGGCAUCAGGACUUCAGUAUGGGAUGGGAGAGCACGUCCUACACUUCUUUUUCAAGACAUCAUGGCUGGGACAUGAACCUGAAACACCUGUCUUUGGAGAUGGCCACAACAUCAUCCCUAUGAUUCACAUCAAUGACCUCGCAAGCGUGAUUCAGAAUGUGAUUGAACAUCAGCCCAAGCCGCACUACCUGGUUGCCGUGGACUCUGCCAGCAGUACUAUGGAAGACAUUGUGAAGGCAAUUGCUGCUGAACUUGGAUCAGGGAAGACCAAGCGUACGCCAUUUGAAGAUGCCUUCCUCACACAGGACUUAAGUAUGAUGGAUAUUGAAUCCAUGAUGGUCAACCUUCGCAUGGAGGCCAUCUUGGUCAAAUCACUAUUCACUAUCAACUGGUCAUGUGAGUCUGGUCUGGUGGCUAACAUAGAGCGGGUGGCGGAGGAGUACAGGCGAACCAGAGGACUGCUGCCUGUCCGUCUGUGUGUGCUGGGUCCUCCUGCAGUGGGGAAAAGUGCACUGUCCAAACUGAUCUGUCAACACUACAGUCUCCACCACAUUACACUGAAGGAGACCAUCUCUGAAGCAAUUACCAAACACGAGGACACUUUUAAGAGUGCAGGUGUAGAUGCAGAGGGUGAAGAUUCAGCAUCUGAGGCCCAAGAACUGCUCAACAUUCUGAAGGAGACUAUGGAGCAGAAUGGAGGGCUUGUGGACGAGCAGGUGAUGAAGGUGGUGAGGGAUAAACUGAUGUCCCCCCCAUGCAGAAAUCAGGGUUUUGUUCUGGAUGGCCUGCCCGAGACAUAUGAACAAGCUAAAGAGCUCUUCACUGAACAUGAAUCAGAAGAUGGGCAACUCCAGGCUUCUGCAUCUGGGAAGAAAAUCACACCAGAGUUUGUGUUUAGCCUGGACGCGACAGAUGAUUUCCUAAGGGAUCGGGUGCUGAACAUGCCUGAGAGGCUGGUGCAGGAGAACCACUUCGAACUGGAGCACUUCCUGCCACGCCUGGCAAUAUACAGAGAAAACAAGGAGGAGGAAACUGCUGAGGACUACUUUGAUGAGCUGGGUAUCAGCCAUGUCUGCCUGGAGAUCACCAGCAGUGAGGAACCUAACUGCUCUCUGCUGAUGCAGAUGGUCUGUGAUGUUGUGGGCGAGCCCAGGAAUUACGGCCUUUGCAGCCACGAGCUGGAGGAGGAGGAGAGGAUUAUGGCUGAGGAGAGGAUGAAGACAGAGUCCCAGCUGAGGGCAAAAGAGGAGCAGAGGGAGAAAGAGGAGGCCAUAAAGAGGAAUGCACGCUGGGAGAAGUGGGGCCUGGAGGAGGGGAAGCUGCAGGAGGAGCUGAUGGAAGCCCAGUCAGCCCCGAUGAAGAACUACCUGAUGGAGCAUGUCAUGCCUACUCUGACCCAGGGUCUGCUCGAAUGCUGCAUGACACAACCCGCUGACCCUGUGGACUUCCUGGCCGAGUACCUGUUAAAGAACAACACCUAUGAAUACUAAA